Spodoptera exigua (beet armyworm) is the source of this 453-nucleotide messenger RNA. NCBI's taxonomy places the organism in Eukaryota, Metazoa, Arthropoda, Insecta, Lepidoptera, Noctuidae. The record is from the annotation of a GenBank genome assembly.
AUGGUCGUGAUAAAGGAAGCGAGACUUCACGAGUUCUCUGAUUUGAUGGCAAACUACGACUUGGUUGAUAUAGGAUAUGCUCAAAAUCAAGAUGAAGACCUUCCUGUAAUAGGAAUCAUAGAAGACGAGAUUGAAGGAGACGACGUUGAUACCUUUAAUUGGCCAUUAGUGGUGCAUUUAAGUGAAAAGGAAACAUUAAGUAUUCACAAGUUGAUUUUUUGCGUCAACUUACACGAAUAUGAUAAGCUGACUCUGCUUCACAACGUCGAGAAGAACUACAUCACAGCUGGUUUCUCCCUAUUCCUAGUUGUCGUGAUCUAUGGACCUCAAGGUAUUCUAUAUUCGGAUACGACAGAAGUAAACGCCCGGGUGUCGUCACUGCGAGAUCCACCCGUAGAAAACGUUGGAACAGUGGUUAUGUGCCCGUUUGAGUUGAUCACCGCCGUGUUCUAA